AUGUGCAUACAAGGGCACUUCCCUCGAAGCGAAGAUGUCGCAGGCAAAACAGGAGAAGAUGGAAAGAUAUAUCAAUUGGGAGCUCCCAUCCACUUUGUAUACCAUCCUGACCUAAAGGCCAAGAGCCAAAAGCCGAUAGUACUACAACUUAUUCAGAUUGAGAAAAAGGCUCAAUUAUUCCUUUUCUCCGCAACCAUUGCUCGAACUGCAAGUUCGAAAGAAGUUCCAGGCACCACUGCAUUAAAUAUAUUGGUUGACAUAUGA
Sclerotinia sclerotiorum 1980 UF-70 is the source of this 264-nucleotide messenger RNA. RefSeq lists its product with no specific name. The transcript is spliced from 3 exons. NCBI's taxonomy places the organism in Eukaryota, Fungi, Ascomycota, Leotiomycetes, Helotiales, Sclerotiniaceae. Bases 1 to 264 code for a protein of 87 amino acids. The record is from RefSeq and is a predicted model, not a curated record.